AUGGGUUCCCACCGAAAUGGAGGCCAGAUCCGCUGCUACAAGGAUACUCUGAAGACUCUCCUGAAGCGUCUGCAGAUCAACGUGGCCAAGUGGGAGUCCUCGCUGGUGACCGACCGACCUGGAAGAGGACAGUAAAGACAGCCGCGGCGAUCUUCAAAGCCAACCGCAUCACCGCCGCCAAAGCCAAACGCGAGACACGCAAAUCUCACCUACCGCUGUCGCAUCUCACAACGCCGACGCCCAACCGCCUCCAACGUGUCCACCACGUCAACAGACGUUCCGGGCGCCAGUAGGACUUGUUGGACACCUCCGGACCAACAGCAGUACCCGGGCUGCACCAAACGUCGUCUCCGUCUACCUCUCCCACGCCGUCAGACUAGCGAGCCAGUGCCUGGAGCACCAACCUACACUCGCUGCAUUCGUCUCCACUGUCCUCGCACAUUCACUCACAGCGUGGGUCUAUUCAAUCACAUGCGUAUCCACGAGAGCGGAAUUAACCGCAGUCUGGUCACACCCAGCACUUCUUACACAUCCAUGCCUAGCUCAAUCCACACCCCGUCGCCCAACGCGUCCAUCAUCAACAGCUCCACCACUGCCACAAUCUCCGAAAUCGACACUAACACCGCCGACUUUUCCUGUCCACACUGUCCUCGUACAUUCACCUCACCCAUCGGUCUGGUCAGUCACUUGCGAAUCCAUCGCACAGAGACUGGUGAACCAGUGCCUGGAGCGCCAACAAGCACCAGACGCAUCCACCGCAAGUGCUUUCACCGCACCCGCACAUUCACCCGCCACAUGGCCUAUUAGACCACAUGCUCAUUCACGAAAACCUGCGGUAGACAACCUCCAGCUAAACCACACCAUCACAUCUUCCUUCACCUGCAUCACGCAACAGUAUCACCCACCACAGGCAUACACUUGCCACCUUCCACGCAAGUGGGUAGUGUGCAUCUCGGCUCCGUCUCCAUGCUGCUUCAUUGCCACAUGUGUGACUCAAGUCUGAGGCUAUCAUGACGCGUCAAGCUCGGUGGCUUGGAAGGCUGCUGACCGACGCCUCAACUCAGUGCACGCAGUCUGCCUAGUUGUAUGAAUGUUUGUGUGGAGUGGCAGGCUGGUGGGCCAAGAGCCGUCCUGAAACGGCUCCUUCUUAACGUGGCCUACGGCACUCACGCAUGUGAGAUGUACGCCGCUCAACCCCUCUUGUGUGAAAUUCUGGUGCUUCUGUUUAGGGAGCCAAGUAGUGCAUGUGACGCGCGUCGACAGAGUCACUUUAUAUGUCAGCCACCGCGCCCAUUCCCCGCACCUGUCAACUGACCGGCUCGGACAGUUACACGGCCUGGGAAUUAGAAGGGAUAGUGAGGUCGACGACCCAGCGUAUUUUUCACACUAUAAACAAUCUGGCGCGCUUAAAGCUAUCACAGUGCGCUAAAAGCCGUAGCUUGGACGGUUGUCAACUGACGGGAUAACUUGGACCUCGCAGUCGACCCAGUGUUGUGUUUGUGUGGGGCGGCCGACUGGUGGUUUAAGAGUCAGGCUGCAAUGGCUCCCUCUUAAUGUGGCCUUUCUGGCACUCCAACUCCGUGAGAUCCGAGCCAGGUGUGACUGCACACCAAGGUGCGGCUCUGGUCGUGCCAGCCUCCCCCUUGUUUGUUGUCGGUCAAAGCCUGGUGGUGUGGAGUGGAACGCCAAGAUGCGGGCUCGACCGUGCCAUCCACCUGUGCCCUCCCUCGCCUCCGGUCUUCUUGACUAUGUCUUGACACCGGGUCCAGCUGGGGGAGUAGGAGGAGAGCGUGCGGUAGAUGCUUCACAAUUCUACAUUCACUAUUAACUAAAUCACGCGCAAGUCACCAUCUCUGCUCCACUUUGCUGUGGAGCGCACGGUGGACAUCGUCGGCAGCGACGAUCGAACUGUCGUUUGCCUAUGGCUGAAUAAACCUAUGCGUGUCUUAUGACACUAUAGACAGGCAAGGAGUACGUGAGAGCUAGUGGCCCGCGUUCCGGGCAUUGGUUCUUUAUUCGGACUGCAUCGAAUUCUUUGACGAUCGGCCAGGUCGAUGCGCGAUUGGAGUGUGAGUUCGCAGUGUGAGCAAGUUGACGUCAAGUCUACAUUGUUGGUGGUGGUUGUUUUUCAGCAUUUCUAGAGCACAUUUUGUAGGCCCUUCUCUUAAGGUGAACUCGACGCCCCAAAGUAGGACUGAUGGGUCAUCUCGCGCGGCUGCCUAAUCAUUGUCGGUCAUUAAUUUGGUUUACUCGAAAGACCUGACAAGCUAGCCUGGGCCGCAUUCGCCAUUACUGUCGCUCGCUUCGUAGGACCUUAUUUUUUGGGGUGGGAGGGGAUGUGAAUGAAUGAAGGAAAUACCGGGUUUGGAGACACCAGGUACCCUUAUCUGGUUUAGCUCGCCGGUUGUGGACGGCCAUCGGGGUGUGGCCCUUUUGCUGGGCAUGGCUUCCUCGGGCCACGGCUGAUAUUUUCGUGCCAGAGUCGAACGAAGUAGAAGUAUCUGCCAGAUCCAUCCGUGAGUUUUGUGGGCGACGUCAGUACACUGUCGUAGAACAACCGACCAACAGCUUCAGCCCACGCCACCCGUGCACCCCCCAUGUGGCUAGUGAACUACCGAAGACAAGCAGUCAAUCAGCAUGCUUGGUAUUUGCGGAAUAGAGCUUGGGGAGUGCGUGAGAACCGUGUACCAGCGAUGCCGUUGCCUUCAUAAACUAAAUUACUCUGGCGGAGUCCGAUGUAAGCAUGCUGGCAAAAACGCUCCCUCUUAUUCGGCCGAACUUUUACCUCCUAAUAAAUACCCCGAUAAAACAACUGUCUCUCAUUUCAAACGCGCAACUCCAGAGGAGAACAAAGGCAGACGCAGCGAUCUUGCUCAUCACGAAAGCAGAUCUUAAUAUAUUCCAAUUCAAUACCUCCAGUUUAUGCAGAUCGUGGUUACUAUUUCCCGGGUCCUCCGGGCAUUCUUUCGAUUACACGACGGACAGCUGUAAUGGGUAUCUCGUUCUGGUUUUGAUUAAAAUCACUUUCGGGAGUCUUCGGCUUGGCAGAAACUGUCAGACCAGUUUUUCCCAAAAAUGCCUCCAUCUAUGCUCAUUCAGACUCAAGUCUGAUAAUUGCGUCGAUGAAGGGUUCGUAUCCCGUUGGUCGUCCAAUAAUGAACUGCACUGUCAUCCCGGUACACAGAAUGAUCCGGUCCUGUUUCGCUUGAUGAUGGAUUUUCCUUCAGUAUGUGACCGCAGUCUUCACUAUCAUUUCGAUGUCUUUACUUCACUCACCGUUCGUUCAUGCUGUACCCCACAUGCAAUGACCCUUCACUUCUAAACAACGAGGUGGGUAAAUCUAACCGCGGGCUUUUCGCCCGUCUUGCUGUCUCAAAUGGGACCUCGAUUCGUCGGUGCACAUUUCUGGACUGCAUUAUACACUACAGAAUAGACAUCAUCGCAUCGGUCGUUCGUUUUUGCCGUGUGCAGGAUUCAACAAAAGUACACGCCUUGGACAUCUACCCCUGCGCCCAGACUCACUUGACUGUCGACUAAGUGUAUACAACUAUGCUAAAGAGAUUCGUGUGCAGACCUAUGCUGGUUGACUUUAGUUACUCUCGGUAACUUAUCUCCUAUGCGGUCUGCAUGCCCCUGAGUAGUCUCCAGUUUGACGCUUAGUCAUUCUUAGUUGCUACGUCCGAAAUUGCUUGACUGUAUCGCGACGGCUUAAAGCGCAUUAUCCAGAGCGCCAUAAAGUCGAUGUGCCUUUUUAGAGGACGGGGGAGGUUUUGGUAGUACUUAUUUAUAUAUCGUUUCUUUUCUGUAGAUCAACACAACAUGUUUGCAGCCCGUCUUAUGCGUAAUGGUGUUGUGCAUGUUGACUUGGUUCAACGUCCUCCCGCGUAAUGAAACCAUCCCAAAGCCAGCAGGUGUUACCUAUGUCCAAGCACGUCUGAGUCUGUAUUUUAUUUUAUUGCUAGGAGCUCUCCUGCCUGAAUUACGAAGAGGAUCAGCUUCCAGCAGCUCCGCCCUCUGCACCAGGCAUCGUCUGUUGGCUGCUGCAUGCCUGCCUACGCACAGACCCCGCCAAGCGUCCUCCGGCUCAUUUGGUCGCCGACGCGCUGCAUGUCUGGUGCCUCCUUCGAAACCUCUCUCGGCGUGCUUUGGUCACCACUGAUCUCAAUUUGGAAACUGAAACUAUCACAGCGUUGCCCCAACAAAAGAAGGAGGGGAAGCAGGGAUUCCUGAAAGAGUUGUUGAAGACUUUCACUGUAAGCAACCCCCACCCUUCUUCACUGUUCCUCUUGCUGGGUUCUUUCUCUCUGUUUAUGGAUGUCCAUGUAAGGCUGCGCGAAGUCGUUUUGCCACCCCUUCGCAGAUGUGAACACUUUCACUGUACUCGCUCCUAUACCCAUAAGCCCGUUUUUUUCAUCCUCCUGCUCCGGCUCCAAGUUUCUACGUAAGACGCACCACCAAGACCGUCAUCGCUUUUUGAUGCUACUUGUCCCGACGGGCUGUGACUCUUCGUGCAUAUAAUCCUUCUCCCUUCUGAUUAUUAUUAGCUGUGGGUGGAAACUAGACACAGUGUUUAUUAUUCUUUGUCGCAUAGCAUGCUGCAAAGGUCAGAUAAGUCUUCAUGAAUGCAUGCUUAUUUAACGGGAUGAGAAAAUUUGGUUUCAUAGAGGCGAGGGAGGAAUAAAUUCGCUCCUGUGGUCAAGUGGCAGCAUUUGCGCAUAACGGUGUGACAUUUAUUUUCCUCCACUCUAAUCAACCUCCAGGUGAAUUUUUUCUCUUUUCCACUCCUUUGACUCGUCCCGGGCGGAAAAGCCUGUCAAUGACAUAUAAACAAGUCCAGGAGCAGUCGUACGCCAGCAGCGAGUAUGACCAAUGGAGGCAACAUUCACCAGUUCACCAUGAUUCCAGGACAGAAGAUGACGUUUCCACUUUGCCUCAGAUUUCUGAGUCUAGAGUCCUCGCCAUGGAACCUUGUUCAUGCUAUGCGACUGUAGACCCAGGCCUACGAGGCAAAAUUGAAAUUAAGAUUACCGUCCUGCGACUCGGAUAGGUCGGUGAAUCAUAUUCUCAUGUGACUGAAUAUUCCCCGUCGCAGUCGACAUAGGGUGUGCUCGUAGCUCAAAUGAUCGACCAUUUGACUUAAAAAUGCCCGUUAGCCAACUGACUCUGCUUCAAAUCACGGGUUCCCAUCCCGGAUUCAGGGUAUGACGAACCGUUGACGAUAACUAAGCUAGAGAUGGCCAUUCCAGUCUAUUUCGCUCCUUCGCCAUUAUACCGCCUAGGACAGCCCACCACAAAAGCGGUAGUUCGCUCAGCGCGAACAAUGAGGGCGCAGUGGUGACCUCGCGUAGAUUUGUUUGUAGUAAAGGAAGCUUGCGCUUCGUGUACCCCACCUUAUUCUUCCCACUUUGUCCCUCUCGUUUCGGAGAAGGGACAAGGUCGAGGCGAUCGGAGAUUUGCAUGGACGCAAUGGCUUAAAAGGCUAAACAACCGAUAUAUGGGAAUUCCGUAAGGCGAUGGCAUGUAUGGUCCUCAAGUGCAAACGGAAUAAUCUUCGGGUUCUUUAUUAAGUAGCAUUAAUUUUAAAAGCUUUCGUGUCAAAACAACUUGUCAGAAGAUAAGCUGGGAAACUCGUCCGGAUAAUUUGCGAAGUAAAACUUACGUUUUCUUGAACGACGUUUAACUUUGCACGUACAGUAGAUGUGCUAACUCAUGAAAUGUCAACCAAAAUUUCGAAAUGCGUUCUCGUUUCGAAAAGAUAAAUUAAAUAUUGUUGUUAAACUAAUCAUGAUGCAGCAUAAAUCUAUAAUGAUCCAGUUACCUCAGGGUGUCGUCUUUCGAAAGAACUUAUUUUCGGCUGCAUGCGAGAUCUAUACUCUGCAAAAUGUGACUACUUAAGUAGUAAGCAAUUUUUUCAUCGAUUUUCGAUGCCCUUGAAAAUUCCAUUAUAUUUCAUAGAAAACAUGCAUAAAAAUAAUCAUUCUUUUACUUAUUCGGUAGAAAAUCACGUCUUCUUCCAAUUGCAUACUCAAAAGAAGAGUAUAAUUCGGUUUAAAAAAAUUUUUUCUAAUUCCCGAAUAAUUUGGAACCCGACCUGCUGUUACACUUGCAUUCAGGGUUUCAAAACUACGAGCUGUAUAUUUUCCUUGUACGGAAAGCCAUGCAUUUCUCUACGGUGUUAAGAGGAGACCAUAUGAGGUUAAUAGAAUUAAGCAGUGGAUUUGAGCAAUAUCGUUAACUUUACAAGCCACAUUCGUAAAUGCAGAUACAUGACGUUUCAUGAACGGCCUCUUAGCGGUAUUAAAAAAUCUCAAAAUUAGAAACUUUUUUAAAACCGAAUUAUACUCUUCUUUUGAGUAUGAAAUUGAAAGAAGGCGUGAUUUUCUGGCGAAUAAUUAAAAGAAUGAAUAUUUUCUGCAUGUUUUCCAUGAAAUAUAACUAAAUUUUCAAGGGCAUCGAACAUCAGUGAGAAAAUUGCAUGCUACUUAAUUAGUCAUUUUUCGCAGAGUAUAGAUCUUGCAUGCAACCGAAAAUAAGUUCUUUCGAAAACCGACACCCUGAGGUAACUGGAUCAUUAAAGAUUUAUGCUGCAUCAUGAUUAGUUUAACAACGAUACUUAAUUUAUCUUUUCGGAACGAGAACGCAUUUCGAAAUUUUGGUUGACAUUUCAUGAGUUAGCACAUCUACUGUAUUUAUGUGUUGACGGUGGUAUAAUAGACCUAUGUUAUUUACUUGAACGUUUGGCGGUCCGUUUAAGCCUGCUUUUUCCGCAAAGUUUAAUAUUUUAUUAUCUCUAGGCCACUUUAUAUUACUUUCGAAAUCGUCUUGUGUCUUAUUUUGCUGGGGGUUGUUUAUGUCUUAAUCGUGCUUUUUUCUUAUGCGUUGGGACUAGCAUCUUGCUUAGUCCCGGUUUUCCAUGAAUUUUAGUAUGCUUCAUGAAUUUUUUUCGCAUUCUGUAUAUAUAAUGUAGUUCUCAGCGGAAGAAAUUGACUCCUCCGCACCCUGGUUGGCGGCCGAGUUGACGUGCGUACGCCGAUUCUGUCUUAAAGGCAAAACACGUUUGUGUCGCCAACUGACCGAACUUUUGCAGGUCUGUUGGGCCUCUGAUUGGUUGCUGGGACCGGCUCAACCACCGGACGGCAUUCGCGCCAACUUUUACGCCCGGGUCACUUUGCAGCGGUUCGCAUUCUGCCUCGGCCUCGUGCGAUAUGCCCAUCUUUCAAAAAUCCUGGAAGCCGCUGCAGUAACGCCCAUCACCAUCACUCCCACUUCGUAG
Molecule: messenger RNA, 7273 nt
Organism: Spirometra erinaceieuropaei
Lineage: Eukaryota; Metazoa; Platyhelminthes; Cestoda; Diphyllobothriidea; Diphyllobothriidae
Source: the annotation of a GenBank genome assembly